UCAAAUGUCAGCUGGCUAUUUGUUGCGCUUGGAACUGUUCUCGAUUGGCCCUUGCUAAAACUAUAGCAAAAAUGCUUGCCGGUGGUAAUGGCGAUCCGAAUCCAAACGCAUCCUGGCUUGAUUCACGUGGUUUGUGGCUUGCAUACGUGCUAGGCAUCACCAUCUUCCACAUUGUUCUGCUGGCCAUACCGUUGGUGCAGAUCCCGUACGCGUGGACAAUUACGAACAUCGCACACAAUCUGGCCCAUUUGUACUUCCUGCAUUGCAUAAAGGGCGCCCCAUGGAUGAGCAUCGAUGCGGGUGAGAAUCGCAAGUACACGCACUGGGAGCAGAUCAACUGUGGCGAACAGUUAACGACGACGAGAAAAUUCCUGACCGCUGCUCCAAUCGUUUUGUUCCUGCUGACGUGUCUUUACACGCGCAACGAUAUCGAUCAUUUUAUUGUCAACUUUAUUUCGCUCGUCGUGGUACUCGUACCGAAGUUGCCCCAAUUCCAUGGCGUACGCCUGUUUGGUAUAAACAAAUACUAAACAGGGUUGGUACAGAAACGGCAAUCAUCGGACUGUAAAUUGCACGAUAUUUUUCUCAUUAUGAACAAAAAAGACUAUAGAGUAUAGUGACUACAUGAAAUGGAUAUCGAAUACGAGUUUACUCGUUAAAUUACGCAUAACAAACAUAAUGUUGAUGUAAACUGAAUCUUUGUUUUAGUUUCUGAAACAACUAUCAUGGGCUAUGUUUAAUGUGCUGUGUAAUGUAUUAAAUAAAGUAAAAAAUAUUUUUAAGACAAACAUAAACACUAUAAAGCCGAAUUGUA
This is a messenger RNA of Anopheles arabiensis, 814 nucleotides long. It is a transcript of the gene ORMDL, whose product is annotated as ORM1-like protein. Gene Ontology annotation, biological process: intracellular sphingolipid homeostasis; ceramide metabolic process; negative regulation of ceramide biosynthetic process. Lineage: Eukaryota; Metazoa; Arthropoda; Insecta; Diptera; Culicidae. The transcript is spliced from 4 exons. The record is from RefSeq and is a predicted model, not a curated record. The coding region runs from base 72 to 530 and encodes 152 amino acids. Gene Ontology annotation, cellular component: endoplasmic reticulum membrane.